Messenger RNA from Dermacentor andersoni, 1412 nucleotides. NCBI's taxonomy places the organism in Eukaryota, Metazoa, Arthropoda, Arachnida, Ixodida, Ixodidae. The record is from RefSeq and is a predicted model, not a curated record.
CACAAUACACAUUAUUUUUCGUUUUAAGAAAAAUAAAAUCGCGCAUAUUUCAGCAGCGCCGCAGGUGUAUUACUGUGCGAAGAUUGUUAGUGACUGCUCAGAAUUUACAUGCAGAAACGUAGGGAGCGACGCGUGUGAGCUCCUCGUCGUCUGCACACGUGCAAGUAAUUAUUUUAUAUAACCAAUAUAACGGCCACGCUUCUCAGUCGGACUGGUUGGCGCAUAAAUCGAUAAGAGUAUCACACUCGGUGCAUUCAUCAAUUACGUUGCACAACAGCGGUGGUAAAACAAGCCUUUGAUCCAGCAUGCUGCUCAGCCCGCGCUCUCUCGAGCCAUCACUCACCACACAAACCUGUCUAUGGCUGCUGGAGGAACUAUGUCAAGCAGGCUUCCGGUCGACUAUGCCGAUUCCGGUGAAAUGGUUGGGUCUGCUCCAUGGGGUGAUCUCGGAUCAAGAUCCGCUCUCCAUUGGAAUAAGCGAUCUGCACUCCCAAUCUGCCAUUCGAAUUCAGCAAUAGUAGUAGCAGGGAAGUGGAAUGGAGGAAAUGUGCUGCUCCGAUGAGGAAGACCAAGAUAGUCAGAGAUGGCUUGCCACUGCUUAACACUGCCGUGGUUAAAGAGCACUGGCUAAAAUCCAACAAAAUUUUCAUGCUGGACUAUGACGGAACGCUCAAUCCAGUACAGAAGAUACCUCACAACGCUCAGCCCGGUGAUCACCUCAUUGACCUGCUGACCAGGUUCAACAAGAAGGCCAAAGCCGUGGUAUGCACAGGAAGGCAGAAGGAGCAGGUGGAUGGGUGGUUUCCUGCCGAGAUUGAAAUCUUUGCCGAGCACGGGGCUUACCACAGGAAGGACGGCUUGUGGGAGAGGGAAGCAAAAUCACUGGACUUGACAAACUGCAUCGCAAUCAUGGAGGAAUACAAGAAGGCAUCGCCUGAAACAGUUCUGGAAGUCAAGAGCACCGCUCUAGCAUUCCAUUACCACCGCGUCAAGAGCUUCGACCCAAGGGAGAUGGUCGAGAGACUCAGGCGCCAUGUGGGCGAUGCAGUGAUCGAGGGCAACAUGAUAAUCGAUGUGCGCACCGUGAGCAAGGACAUGGCCUGUCUGAAGGUCAACCCAGCAGUGUGUGCCGGCGACGAUGUGACUGAUGAAGACAUGUUUGAAGUGUGCAACGGUCUGUCCAUCCGUGUGGGCAAGGCGCCCUCAAAGGCGGAUUACUACGUCGACAGUGUGGCCGACAUCCACAGCUUGCUGGAGGAGCUAAUCAAAAUAAGCUAAUCAGUAGUAUUUCUUAAGUAUAGACUUUUUUACCUGCCACGGCACUACGCUAACUGGAGGUGCUAGUAGUUAAACGAGGUAGCUAGAGAAGUAUGGGGUUUCCACAAUAAACCAAAAAAGCAGGACAAAUGCCA